This is a messenger RNA of Colletotrichum fioriniae, 2127 nucleotides long. RefSeq lists its product as uncharacterized. Gene Ontology annotation, biological process: proteolysis. Gene Ontology annotation, molecular function: serine-type endopeptidase activity. NCBI's taxonomy places the organism in Eukaryota, Fungi, Ascomycota, Sordariomycetes, Glomerellales, Glomerellaceae. The record is from RefSeq and is a predicted model, not a curated record.
AUGGCUACUGUCCAAAUCAACGGCAACACAGCCAACCUCGCCAGGCUGCCUGAUAGCGUGCCCAAGGAUGCAGAGAGCACCAAUUUUAUCCUUAUCCAGGGUCACAGUGACUUGACCCCCAGCCAAAAGCAGAACCUGGAGGACAGUAAAGCCAAUAUCCUGGAAUAUGUCUCGCGAAAUACCUACCUAUGUCGAUAUGAGCCGAAAGACCUCAGUGCUAUUCGGGCUAUGGCCUCCGUCAAGAGUGUCAUCCCAUAUUUGCCCAAUUUGAAAACCACUAUAUCUCUCAAGGAACUUAUCGAGAGGGACGACAAAAAGACGCACUAUGAAGUGGACUGUGUCCUUCAUAAGAGCCCCAACGUCAAUGCUGACAACCUGGCAACAUCAAUCGCACUGAAAGCCAGAGUAGAUUUGCAAGAUCUUCAAAUCUCACCUUCAAUCAUCAGAGUCACUGUGCAUCAAGAUAACCUCUCAGAGAUUGCUGAACUUGAUAGUAUCAGCAGAAUUGAAGAGGUGCGGCCAGUGGAGGUGCUUAACAACGAGGCGCGCGGAAUCCUCAAUGUCGAUCUUUUGACCUUGUCAAGCCCUUACGAAGGGGCUAACCAACGUAUCUGCGUUGCAGACACAGGUUUCGACCUGGGAAGGUCAAAUAACGAGCCUGGCGUUGAAGUUCACCCAGCACUUUGUGGGCGUGUUCAGCACUUAGACUCCGUCUGGGCCAAUGACCCCAAAGGCCAGAACUUUACAUAUGAGAAAUUCAUGGACGAAGAAGGUCACGGCACUCAUGUGUGCGCAUCCAUCUGCGGAAGUGGUGUUUACACAACCACUGAGCCAGAGAACGGUACAGUCACUAUCACAGUCAGAGGAACAGCGCCGGCUGCCACUCUUAUGGUGCAGUCUUUGAUGUUAUACAAGCCCGCAGGCAAGUACUGGAAGAUGGAGACGCCGUUGGAUCUGGCUACGCAGCUAUUCAAAAAGCCAUAUAACCUAGGAUUCCGGAUCCAUAAUAAUUCGUGGAGCAAGAACUGGGAUGACGAAACGGGUCAGCUGGGCUAUGAAACCCAAGCAAAUGCCAUCGAUGGUUUCGUCUAUGAUCACCAAGACUUCAUUGUGUUGAUGGCAGCCGGUAAUAACGGCCAAAAGACCGAAAACAAGGGCCAAAUAGGAGCCGCUGCUGCUGCCAAAAACUGUAUCACUGUCGGAUCGACAGGCUCGACGCGACAAAAUGAUGGGCAGAACUUUAUCAAGGUUCAAGACCUUGGAGAUCCCGGAACACAAGUCAACGAAACUGCAAUUUUCAGCAGCCGUGGUCCAACCCUACGCAGAUCGCCCCAUGUGGACGGAUCUGACAACACGUCACCCGCAGUAGGUCGUAUCAAGCCAGACAUUGUUGCACCGGGUGUUGCUGUCCUUUCAGCAGCUUCGAGAGCCUUGAGUCAAAUUUCUCGCAAGAAGAAGACAUGGAGGACUUCGGAUGACAACGAUUGGAUUUAUGCCUCUGGUACAAGUAUGUCGACACCACUAGUUGCAGGCUGUGUCGCUUUGCUACGUGAGGCAUUACAAGAGGGAGGCAAGAAGCACCCAAGUGCAGCCCUAGUGAAAGCUUUACUUGUCAACGGCGCCGUCAAUUAUUCCGAAAGUCUGGGUCUUGGCGUCGGCUAUGACUAUGAACAAGGUUUUGGACGUGUUGAUAUUGACAGUUCCAUCGCUAUGAUCAGACAGUCAUCAUUCAUGGAGGGCGGUAACGCCUUCGAAGCCACCCAAUUCGACGUGCUCCCUUUGCGACAGAUUCCAGCGGCAGCCAGGAGAUGGGCCAGUCCUGAGAUACCGAUUCCUUCUGGUCGGAACCGGCUGGUCGUGUCUCUCGCAUAUCCCGAUCCAGCGUCUAUCUUUGGGGAACUGCAGAAUGAUAUCAACCUGUAUGUUUUCUCAGCUGGGUCUGAGCGACAUGGCAAUAUGGGGAAGAGCUCUGGGCUCGACCAUACUAAUAAUGUUGAGAAGAUUAUAUGGGAGAAUGUCCCUGGAAAGACGUUCAAGGUUGUCGUUUCCAUAAAUAACAACCUCAAACCAAAGGAUCCAGCAGCAUUCGCAGUUGCCUGGGAUAUUCGUCCUCUGGCAAGAUUGUAA